AUGGAGGAGGAGAGAGAGAAGGCGGUGGUGGUGGUUGGUUUGAUAGAGAACGCCACAAACUCUACGGCGGCGGAGGUCGAUCCACGCCUCCUCAAAGCCAUCAAAUACGUCGUCCGAAACUCCGAUUCCGAGCUCCGCCUCGCCGCCCAAACCCUAAUGAAUCUCAUGAAACGAGAUCACUCUCAGACUUUACUGGAGAAGUUGAAAGCACAAUACUCAAACUUGGAAGGUCUUCCUCCUGAUAGAAUUGUGCCGACUGUGGGGCUAAACAUUGGGCGUGUUGAAGUCUCAAAUACAAAGCUAGUGUUCUGGGACCUGGGAGGUCAGGUCCAGUUUGAGUUAUUUGAAGUGAAAAUUGGUGAUUUUGGAUUGACGAAGAGAGCGAAACAGAAUAAGAAGAGAAGAUUGGAUCCUUACUGGAGAGGAACUCCAAUGUAUCUUUCUGAUAUUUGGGCUUUUGGGUGUAUUGUGCUUGAGAUGCUAACGGGAAAGCCUCCGUGGGUUGGGAAGGAAGAUCUUGAUGCUGAGGUUCUUCUUCGUCAGAUUGGCGAAGGUCAUGAAUUGCCUAAAGUUCCGAGUGAGGUAUCAGAAGAGGGAAGGGAGUUUUUGAAGGGUUGUUUUGCGAGGAAGUCUAUGUAUAGAUUGACAGCUGAAAUGCUCUUGAAUCACUCAUUUGUAGAAGGUUUAGUUGAGGAUGAUGGAGAAAUUGAAGAGAGUAAAGAGAUUUUAGUUCCAGAUGAGGUUAGUUUGUAUUCAACAAAUACAAUGCAGCAGUGCCCCAUUACUUUUACCAUUCCAGCCGGUGUUUAG
Camellia sinensis is the source of this 810-nucleotide messenger RNA. Lineage: Eukaryota; Viridiplantae; Streptophyta; Magnoliopsida; Ericales; Theaceae. The record is from RefSeq and is a predicted model, not a curated record.